AUGACAACCGAUGCUCUUAUUGCUGCCGUAGACCAAAUGCACCUAUUUGACCUUGCGUCAUCCACACCAUUACAGAUACCACACAUACUACGGCUUCCAAACGAAAUCAUCGAAAGCAUCAUCAGCGAAGCAUCAAGGAUACAACGACGAGGAGCGCCACAAUUUCUCGGAUGGGCUUAUCCUGAGCAUGAAGCACAACAAUUGAGAUCACUCGCGCUCACAUGUCGGCGUUUCUAUGUUUUGUGCGCACCUUACUUGUGGCGAGAUAAGGAAUUUAUUCUACCAAGAGAAGACGACGAAAAAUUGCAAGGACAAGAAGAUGUCCAAAUGGCCACCGAUAUAUUAUCUCGGCAACAGACAAUUCUAAAACAGCCAUUUGGAUGCUUUGUGCGAUCGCUAUGUCGUGAUUUAUCAAAUGGACCCCACUACAACAUGAACAACUCUCGUCUCAUGGCCCAACUUGUGUGUAACUUACGAGCACUGCGGAUCGAUUUCCACCCAAAGGCACGUGCAGAGCAUUAUGGAUUGUCAUUUUUCAUUGAGCAUUGUCCUCAGCUUAAUGAAUUGUAUCUUGAAAAUUGCCGUGACACAUACAACGAUUUCGAUUCAGUUGUUCGCUGUGGACGUCGCUUGACAUCAUUGACGUUGCUGUGUUGCACCAUCAAGCAGUCGACAUUGAAUGGUAUUGCACAACUAUGCAAGCGCACCCUUCGACGACUUAUGCUACAGCGGGUGCUUAUCGAACCUGGUGAUCCUGAUACGCAUGAUUCACACAACAUGACCAGCGCCACUAUGACUGUCAGCCAUGUACUUCCCAUCCCGAUUCCCUGUUACACACAACUACUACACCAUCAACAGCUUACCCAACUUGCACUCUCGGAUCCUUUAUCGUAUUCAUUCAUCGAGCUCAUUGUGCGUGGUUCACCACAACUAUCAAAGUUGGCUAUCAUUGUACGUGAGACGGAUACUGUUUGUUGUACGCACGCAUUACUACUCCUUGCCGAGCUCAAGGAAUUACAAGUGCUGUCGCUUGCAUUCAGGAACGUUCAUCCACUAUCGACUGCCUACGAAAGAUUACCAUGUCGUGCUAUAUCAGGUGCAUGGCAACACUUUGCUGAUCGCCUUCCACAAUUACGACUUAUUCAUGUCUCAGCAUCACAAUUGUUGCUGCCUGCAGAUUUCUUCACUCGUUUACUUGACGCUCAUCCUCAUCUCUCACACAUCAUGUUCCAUCAUAUUGCAUACGUCAAGAGCAACAAUGAAGUAUUUGGAGGAUACCCAGCUAUCAACAACAAUACACCUUCCAUAACCACUAUCUAUCGCUCUGAACUCGCUAAUGCCAACAAUGGCCUCGAUGCAUGGAAGCACGACCCUGGUUACGAUAAGCGCUUUUUCACCUUUGAGCAAGCAUAUGCUCGUGGUUUCCAAUGCUUCGAUGAAAAUGACCGAGUGUGCUUUGUUAUGGGAUUCGAAGAUUGGCUUAGAUCAGAUUAA
Messenger RNA from Lichtheimia ornata, 1494 nucleotides. RefSeq lists its product as uncharacterized. The transcript has a single exon. Lineage: Eukaryota; Fungi; Mucoromycota; Mucoromycetes; Mucorales; Lichtheimiaceae. The record is from RefSeq and is a predicted model, not a curated record. Bases 1 to 1494 code for a protein of 497 amino acids.